This is a messenger RNA of Rhizophagus irregularis DAOM 181602=DAOM 197198, 485 nucleotides long. Lineage: Eukaryota; Fungi; Glomeromycota; Glomeromycetes; Glomerales; Glomeraceae. The record is from RefSeq and is a predicted model, not a curated record.
AUUUAUCCAAUAGCUAUUAUAAUGGAGAAGGAACAGAAAAGAAUUUAGAAAAAGCCUUUUAUUGGUAUUAAAAAGCAGCAGAAAAUGGUGAUGAAGUAGCAAUGAAUAAUUUAGCCAAUAGUUAUUAUCAUGGAGAAGGAACAGAAAAUAAUUAUAAAAAAGCCUUUCAUUGGUAUCAAAAAGCAGCAGAAAAUGGUAAUGAAGUAGCAAUGUUUAAUUUAGCAAAUAGUUAUUAUUAUGGAGAAGGUACAGGAAAUAGUUAUGAAAAAGCUUUUUAUUGUUUAGCUAUAUGUUAUUAUCAUGGAGAAGGAACAGAAAAGAAUUAUGAAAAAGCCCUUUAUUGGUAUCAAAAAGCAGCAGAAAAUGGUGAUGAAAAAGCAAUGUAUAAUUUAACCAUAUGCUAUAAAAAUGGAAAAGGAACAGAAAAGGAUUUAGAAAAAGCCUUUUGUUGGUAUCAAAACGCAGCAGAAAAUGGUAAUGAAGUA